Molecule: messenger RNA, 1817 nt
Organism: Spodoptera exigua (beet armyworm)
Lineage: Eukaryota; Metazoa; Arthropoda; Insecta; Lepidoptera; Noctuidae
Source: the annotation of a GenBank genome assembly
CGGCCGUUCGCAAUCGCAAUGUGAUUUAGUUGUAUCCGAAACACGCGGCUGUAAGCACGCGUGCCUCCGUCUGUGUUUUUUAGUGUUGUUUUUUUUUCUGGAGUUUCAACUGUCAGUUUUGAGCGGGAAACGUUUAAAUAAGACACGAAAAUGUCGAAGCUAUGCAAAGUGAUAUUCCUCUACAUACGUCUGGCCUUCGACCUGAUGAUCGACGGCAUAUUCUCUCUAAUCUUCAACCGCAACUACAAGACCGUGCCCCCACUAGACCUGAAGAAGCAUGGCAUGCUGACUGAGAGUGCCCUCACAUUAGCCAAGAAGAUCAGACAGAAGGAGCUCAAGUCUGAGGAGUUGGUUCGAGCUGUUAUCGAGAGGAUUAAAGAGGUGAACCCUGUGAUAAACGCGAUCGCCAUGGACCGGUACGAGGCAGCCCUAGCAGAAGCGAAGGAGGUUGAUGCCCUCAUUGCACAGGGAUUGUCAGAUGAGGAGUUCAAUAAGAAACCGUUCUUGGGUGUCCCGUUUACAACAAAGGAGAGUCAGGCUGUCAAGGGCAUGCCCUUUACAAUAGGUCUGAUAUGCCGUCGCAAUGAAGUGGCUACGGAGGACAGCGAGGCUGUGAAAAGGUUAAAGGAUGCUGGAGCCAUCGUUGUAGCAUCGACUAAUCUGCCUGAAAUGCUUGUUUGGCAAGAGACCCGCAAUCCUGUAUACGGCAUGACCAACAACCCUCAUCACUCUGGCAGGACUCCCGGAGGCUCCAGCGGAGCUGAGGCCGCACUCACUGCCUCCUGUGCCUCUGUCAUCAGCUUAUGUUCUGACCUCGGCGGGUCCACUCGUAUGCCAGCGUUCUACUGCGGCAUGUUUGGCCACCACCCAACUCCUGGAAAUACCAAUCUUAGAGGUAUUGUAUUCAGGACGGGUGAAGAUCAGGAGACCAUGGUAUCACUGGGCUUCAUAUCCAAGCACGUUGAGGAUCUGGGCCCUCUCACCAAGAUCAUUGCUGGAGAGAAAGCUCCACUGCUGAAACUAGACAGAGAUGUCGACUUUAAAGACAUCAAGUUUUACUACCUGGAGAGAAGCCAAGAUAUGCUUUUGAGCAGCGUAAGAGCAGAUCUCAAGGGGGCCAUGAAGAAUGUUAUAACGCGAAUCAGCCAAAAUAUCACGACAACGGAGAAUGCACCAGAGCCUUACUACCACAGAGGUUUCAACCACAUGUACAGCAUCUGGAAGCAUUGGAUGACCAAGGAACCUGAACACCUGCCCUCCCUCUGUACCAACAACAAGGGGGAGGCUAAUGGAAUUAUUGAAUUGUUGAAAAAGAUGAUGUGCAUGAGUCAAUACUGCCUGUUCACAAUAGUGCGUCUGAUUGAGGAGCAGUGCUUGCCGAAGGUGGAUCCAGAAUGGGCAGAGAAGAUCUCUAAGGAGUUGAAAGAAGAUUUAUUCAGCAAGCUAGGUGACAACGGCGUCCUCCUAAUGCCGAGCGCCCCGCAGCCAGCCCCCUACCACUACUCCUGCUUCCUGCGGCCCUAUAACUUUGCGUACUGGGCCAUCGUCAACGCUCUCAAAUGCCCUGCUACCCAGGUACCUCUCGGUGUGAAUGCCCAAGGUCUUCCUCUCGGUAUCCAAGUAGUCGCGGCCCCGUACAACGAUGCCCUCUGCCUGGCCGUCGCCAAGUACCUCAGCAAGGAGUUCGGAGGUUCCAUCAAGGCCUGCAAAUAUAAAUCAUAGACUGUACUAUAGAGUUGUGUGUUAAUACUAUUGUAUGCUUGUAUGUGUAAUGGUUACUAUUUUUGUACUUAUUUAAUUAAAUAAAUUCCUUUUUU